AUGUCAGAUGUUGGUCAAGAUGCCGAUCUUGAUGAGUCGGACCUGAAGGAAUGCUUACUUGAAACCCUCAAAGCUGACGGAACUAUCAAAAAACUUCAAAGCGAUUUACAGUUUGAGCAAAGAGAUGAACUUUCUGAACGAUACCACUUGCCGGCAGUGCCGAGCACUGAGCCCUUACUUUCCUCCCUACUGGAUUCUGUUCGUGCUCCGCCGCUACAGUUGUCGAAAGCCGUUGUCCUCGAUCAGGAUUCAGAGAACGAAUUGGAGGGACCCGUGCAGAAUAACGGCGAUCGGCGCGGCCGGAAUAAGCCCUCCUGGACGUCUUCGCCACCGCCAGUCGUCUCUCACGAACACCGAAACCAGCAUCAGUCUCCGCCUUGCGCCAUUAAUUCCACGGACGCGCCAGAUGUCGUACCUCAGAUGCCGUCGGAUCACACCAAAAUUGGAAACAAAGCCUCGGAUAGCCUUCAGCAGAUUCCUGAGCCCGGACGUGUACAAGAGCAAGACUCUCUGAGAUCGGAAGCCGAAGAGGUAGAUACGGACACCUCCCUUGAUGAUCGUAGUAUCUCCAUAGCCGAGGACGAUCCGCUCUCAGCCUCUUCCACUGACGAUCGCCCUCUGCCCACUUCUGGUCCACCACAGAACAUUGCCGCGUCCUCGUCCCAUGGUGGUUUUUCUUCGACGACAAAUCAAGCCCAAAUUGUUUAUAGACCCCCGUCAAAGCCUUCUGCAGUAAAUGGACCUGAUGGCGACUCGGACAUCGAUUCUGAGGUCGUUGAUGACAUAACAAUGGACUCUUCAACGGUGGAGGACUGUGACUACAUGGAGCCAGUACGGAAGUACAACCAGUAG
Messenger RNA from Mesocestoides corti, 852 nucleotides. The record is from the annotation of a GenBank genome assembly. Lineage: Eukaryota; Metazoa; Platyhelminthes; Cestoda; Cyclophyllidea; Mesocestoididae.